AUGAGCAGCUCAAAUAGAUGGCCUCUCCCUCGUCUAUACUCAGACGUAAAUGUAUAUAGGCCUCGUGAAUACUGGGACUAUGAAAGUUUACAAAUUGAGUAUAGUUUCCCUGACAAUUAUGAAAUUGUGAAAAAAAUUGGCAGAGGUAAAUAUAGUGAGGUGUUUGAAGGUAUAAAUAUUCAAACUAAUGAAAAAGUGGUAAUAAAAGUGCUAAGACCUGUUAAAAGAAAGAAAAUUAAACGUGAAAUAAAGAUUUUAUAUAAUCUACAUGGAGGCCCUAAUAUAAUAAGACUGUUGGACAUAAUAAAGGAUCCAGGCAGUGGCACUAUUAGUUUGAUAUUUGAACAUCUACAAAAUAUUGACUUUAAAAGUUUAUUUCCAACUUUUUCCGAUUAUGAUAUACGCUAUUAUAUAUUUCAAAUAUUAAAAGCUCUUGAUUAUUGCCACUCUCAAGGUAUUAUGCAUAGAGAUGUUAAACCUCAUAAUGUUAUUAUUGAUCCAAAUAAGAAAGAAUUAAGACUUAUUGAUUGGGGAUUAGCUGAAUUUUAUCAUCCAAGACAAGAUUACAAUGUACGGGUUGCUAGUAGAUAUUAUAAAGGUCCUGAACUUUUAAUUGAUUUUCAAUAUUAUGAUUAUUCACUGGAUAUUUGGAGUCUUGGCUGUGUUUUAGCUGGACUUGUUUUUAAAAGAGAUCCAUUUUUUUGUGGGGUAGAUAAUAAUGAUCAACUUGUCAAAAUUGCUCGUGUACUUGGAACUGAUGGUUUAUUUGAAUAUCUUGCAAAAUAUAAAAAACAAUUAGAACCAUAUUUUGAUGAUUUACUUGGUAGACAUACAAGAAAGCCUUGGAGUAAAUUUUUAACUAAUGAGAAUCAACAUUUUGUAAAUCCUUCAGUUCUUGAUUUAUUAGAUAAAAUGUUGGUAUAUGAUCAUGCAGAAAGAAUUUUACCUAAAGAAGCUAUGCUUCACCCUUAUUUUGAUCAAGUUCGUUUAGAAGAUGAAGCUAAAAAUAAAGUUAAGAAUAAUUCUAUAAUGAAAUCUUAA
Molecule: messenger RNA, 1041 nt
Organism: Cryptosporidium muris RN66
Lineage: Eukaryota; Apicomplexa; Conoidasida; Eucoccidiorida; Cryptosporidiidae
Product: casein kinase II, alpha subunit, putative
Exons: 1
Coding region: 1-1041 (346 amino acids)
Biological process (GO): protein phosphorylation
Cellular component (GO): protein kinase CK2 complex; cytosol; nucleus
Molecular function (GO): ATP binding; protein serine/threonine kinase activity
Source: RefSeq, a predicted model, not a curated record